Molecule: messenger RNA, 450 nt
Organism: Necator americanus (New World hookworm)
Lineage: Eukaryota; Metazoa; Nematoda; Chromadorea; Rhabditida; Ancylostomatidae
Exons: 1
Coding region: 1-450 (149 amino acids)
Source: RefSeq, a predicted model, not a curated record
AUGGCGGAAUCCUUUCUGUUCAACUUUCUCGUCGAUGACAUAAUGCGAAGAGUUGAUCAGUGUCCCGGCGAUGUCAUUUUAGCACUGUCUGAACGUCCCUUCGUGGAUCACGAGUAUAUCGACGAUGUAGCAAUAUUCGCUUCAAGCAGCGCGAAGUUAAAACAUGUUGUUAACUUUGAAUCGAAAAUAAGCUCCUCAGCCUACGGACUGCGACUUCGCCCUGACAAAUGCAGGCAGGUGUGGGUCUCCACGAGACUCUCAACGGUAAUCAGGGUGCAUGGACAACCUAUCGAUCUCGUGGAUGAGUUCUGUUAUUUGGGCUGUAUGCUGAAAAACGGUGACAGCUACGAGAGAGAUAUUCAGCAAAGCUGCGCUAAGCUUUACUCGGCAUUGAACUCAUUGACCAAGUCCCUGUGGUCGACCCCCAUCGCUAACGAAGUCAAGCUAUAA